AUGGUCAGUACAGAGAUAAUUAGACAAAGGGAAUCUUUACCGGUUUUUCCUUACAGACAAGAAAUAAUUGACGCGAUAAAAAGUGAACCCUUACUUGUAGUUAUCGGAGAGACCGGAUCUGGUAAAACAACACAGAUCCCUCAGUACAUUUUAGAAAGUUUUCCAGAGUUUAGGCUGAUUGGAGUAACUCAACCUAGGCGCAUAGCAGCAAUUACUGUAGCUAAUCGUGUAUCUGAGGAACAUGGAUCUAGAUUAGGCGAUGAUAUCGGAUAUUGCAUACGAUUUGACGAUUGUACAUCAGCUAGAACACAUUUAAAGUAUAUGACUGAUGGUGUUUUGUUGCGUGAGGCAACUAUUGAUCCACGUCUAUCCCAUUAUGAUGUUAUAAUUGUUGAUGAAGCUCACGAAAGAACAUUAGAAACUGAUGUCUUAUUUGGAUUAUUAAAAGAAACUCAUCGUUUACGUCCAGAAUUAAAGAUUCUCGUAAUGUCUGCAACUCUUAACGUAGAAAAAUUUUCAGAUUUUUUUAAUAGUUGUCCGAUAUUUAUUAUUCCUGGAAGAACAUAUGAUGUGGCAAUUAACCAUCACCGAGAUGCAAAAAUCUCUAGCCUUAAAUCAACUUACGUUCAACGUUCUGUAGAGACCGCUUUAUAUAUUCAUACCCAAGAACCUCCAGGCGAUAUUUUGGUAUUUUUGACCGGCCAAAAUGAAAUAGAGAAGGCUUGUAGAGACCUUGAAGGUCUGGAUCGAGACCUAAAUUAUAAAACUGACGUAAAACAUUUCGAGGAUGUAAGAGGCUUGGUGAUAUACCCUAUUUAUGCUACUUUAGAAACUAUGGAACAAAAAGCUAUAUUUGAUGAUCCUCCUCGAUAUACUAGAAAGAUUGUAUUUGCAACUAAUAUUGCUCAGACUUCUGUAACAAUACCUGGUAUCAAAUAUGUUAUUGAUUCUGGAUUUGUGAAACAAAAAACUUACGAUCCGGCUACUGGAAUGGAUGCCCUUUUAGUUGUGCCGAUCUCUCGAGCUGCUGCUACGCAAAGGGCUGGCCGUGCUGGUCGAACUGCAUCGGGUCAAGCUUUUAGACUUUAUAGUCGGGAAUCUUAUGAACAAAUGGAAGGAGAUACCGUACCAGAGAUACAAAGAAGUAGUUUACUGGGUACUGUACUUAGUUUAAAGAAAAUGGGGAUCAACGAUAUUAUCAACUUUGAAUUUAUUGAUCCUCCUGAUCCGGCUAUGGUAAAAAAUGCUUUAAAACAACUAUUUUUGCUAGAAGCUAUAGAUGAUACUGGAAAGCUUACUACUUUGGGCAAUGAAAUGUCGAUUUUUCCAUUGAGCCCCUUUCUUUCUAGGGUAUUAAUCGCAAGUUCAAGGAAAUAUGAAUGUAGUCGAGAGGUUGUAAUAAUAGUAGCAAUGCUUUCGGUUGAUGAAAUAUUCGUAUCUCCGAGAAGUGCUGAAAAACAAAUGGAUGCGGAUGAAAAAAGAAGAGAGUUCUAUCAUCCUUCAGGUGAUCACAUGAUGCUAUUGAACAUUUUUGAAAAAUAUCGAGAUAGUGGUUAUAGUCGUGAUUGGUGUAGGGAUAAAUACUUUAAUUAUCGAGCUUUAUCGAUGGCUAAAAGCGUUCGUGAUCAACUCAGAGAAUUAAUGGUAAAACAUGAUCUUCCAUUGAUUUCAUGUCGACUAAAAAAUUAUCAAGUCAAAGACGAUGGUGAUAGGCACAGGAAAAAACGAAGGAAUUCUUACCAAGAUAUUAAGUAUAAUGCUGAGAAAAUACUUGAAUCAUUUUCUACUUCAUAUUAUAUAAAUUUAGCAAAAAGGCACCCUCAUCGUCCGGUAUUUUAUCAUUACGCAUCAGCCACUGGCCCUGGUAGUGAGGGUAUAGAUUCAAAUUCGUCGCUGUUGGCGUUACAUAUUUCUCCUACAUCCGCGUUACAUCCUGAUAAUAAAAUAGUUAGGGUUGAUGAUUUAGAUUGGGUAACUUAUCUUAGUGUUUUAUAUACGAAUAAGGCUUUGAUGAAAGUUGUUAGCAAGGUUAAAUUAGAAUGGGUACAAGAAAGACUAAAUUUAUUCAAAAAACUAGCAACAGCAAAUUUGGAUGGAUCUUAUGGCAGUGAUAAAAGUGAAAGCAACACGCUUGAAGGCAGUGAUAAAGUGAAUUCAGCGGUGACUGAUGCACAAAAAGUAAAGGAUAAAGACGAUGAGAAGAAAAGAAAAAGAUUAGAGGCCAUUGAAGCUGCAAGACAAAGAGCAUUAGCUAGAAAAUCCAUUACUAAUCAAGAAUAA
This is a messenger RNA of Cetraspora pellucida, 2280 nucleotides long. Lineage: Eukaryota; Fungi; Glomeromycota; Glomeromycetes; Diversisporales; Gigasporaceae. The record is from the annotation of a GenBank genome assembly.